AUGCACCGUGGCUGGAAGCAUUGUAGUUCCGCCAAACGACUCAAAUUAGAUCUAAACCAGUGCAAGCAGCAGAUGAACUAUCACCAAAACGGCAAGCGAAGCCACACCCAAGAGGCGGGGGGCAUCUAUGUGCGGGGAAACACAGUUCCCCGCGGGCCUGGCGGUGUCAGUGCCUACUUCCGGGCGGCGGCCAUGGUGGCCAACGAUAGUGGGAACUCCAAAGCCCGGAUGCUAGAGAACCCGCAUUUUCGGGAAGUUGCGUCGGUCUCUUACAUGCCACAUCCAGCCAGGACGGCGUAUAUCGAAUCCUACUUGCAAGCCAUCGAGGCCUCGUAUGUAGAGCAGAACAUGCGGUCCAAUGCUGAGCUGGAAAACAAGCUGGAUGCUUUCAAAGCCCGGAUACAGGCGCCUUCUGCGGAUUCAGGAGAGUCGCAGGAGGCCGCAGAGAGUAAAUUGGAAAAGGUGCUGCGGAAAAUAUCCAGCGAUCACACGCCGAAGAUAAGUGCGCUUCCUAAAACCUCGCACUUUGCUUACCUCAGAGAUGCCAUCCGCUCGCUUGGCGGCCAAAAAACGAUAUGCUUGUGUGUGGACGUCGAGGCAUUUGAGCGCAACACCAACGUGGUGACAGAGAUCGGGAUUUCCAUCUACGAUCCACGCGAAAGCUUGUUCUCGACGGUUCCCAAGUUCAGGACCUACCAUUUGAUAGUUAGCGAGUCGCUGAAGCUGCGCAACGGGCGGUUUGUAUGCGAUUUGAAAGACUGUUUUUUGCUGGGCGAGAGCCUGGUGAUGUCGUUGAACAACUGUGUCAAAUUCAUCCAAACACUAAUAAACUACUACAUGAUCCCGCAAACCGCUGCAGAGCUCACCUGGGAGCGCGCAUUUGUCGGCCACAAUGUGAAGGGGGAUUUGAAGUGGCUCUCUAGUAUCGGCGUGAACAUACCGAAAGACGUCGACUAUAAUGCGGACCAACUACAGAACCCGAACCGCAUACAGGUGCUGGACACGGAGCGUUUAUUCAAAAGUCUCUACGGCAGCAAGGGAUCGAACCUAGGGAAGAUCUUGCGUCUGUUCGAGGUCCCGCACGCCUUUUUGCACAACGCGGGAAACGAUGCUUAUUUCACAUUGAAGCUACUGCUCCACAUGUGCGAUAUACACUACCGGAAGCAGUUGCACAUGGACGAUUUUUACGCGAUAGCGCACAGGAUAGACACCUGGAACAAGCGGGACUCCGCAGAAGCCAAAAUAUUGCCUUUGUCGUAUGUCAAGGCAGCCGUCGAGUUCACGGACAGCACCGUGAAGCGCAAGACCGUGCACCAAACGGAGUUUGGGGGCUGCUUGUGGGUGGACGAUCCCAUCGCCGCCAUUACCAAGGAUGAAUAG
Molecule: messenger RNA, 1380 nt
Organism: Lachancea dasiensis
Lineage: Eukaryota; Fungi; Ascomycota; Saccharomycetes; Saccharomycetales; Saccharomycetaceae
Source: the annotation of a GenBank genome assembly